UGGGGGGGGGGGAGGGUGGCCACUCCGACCUGGAUUUACCGUUCUUGGCCCCCCUUAGGCCCCCCCGUGCGGGGGGCGGCAGUGAUCGCUCUGGCGGUUGGAGGUCGGGGAGCGGCCCGGGCUCUGGCCAUGUUCUCGGAUGAGGAUUUCUGGAUCGCCCUGUGAAGAGGUCUCCCCGAGAGGGCCCUGCCCAGUCGGAGAGAGGGAUGGACAGCCAGAAGCCGUCUGGGGAGGAUAAAGAUUCAGAACCAGCAGCUGAUGGGCCUGCAGCCUCCAAGGAGUCGGGCACUGCUGAGGCAGACCUUCCCCACGCACAUGUUGGGGAGGUCUCUGUCCCCAUUUCUGGGGGCCCCAGGCUUCAGGAACCUUCCCAGGACUGCAGUGGGGGUCCAGCACGACGCUGUGCUCUUUGUAACUGUGGGGAGCCCAGUCUGCAUGGGCAGCGGGAGCUGCGGCGCUUUGAGUUGCCCUUUGACUGGCCCCGGUGUCCAGUGGUGUCUCCUGGGGAAAACCCAAGGCCUGAUGCACCAGCAUUGCCCAGUGAAGACCUAUCACAGAUUGGCUUCCCUGAGGGCCUGACACCUGCUCAUCUAGGAGAGCCUGGAGGGCCUUGCUGGGCUCACCAUUGGUGUGCUGCGUGGUCAGCAGGCGUGUGGGGGCAGGAGGGCCCAGAACUAUGUGGUGUGGACAAGGCCAUCUUCUCAGGGAUCUCACAGCGCUGCUCCCACUGCACCAGGCUUGGAGCCUCCAUUCCUUGCCGCUCGCCCGGAUGUCCACGGCUUUACCACUUCCCCUGUGCAGCUGCCAGUGGCUCCUUCUUAUCCAUGAAGACACUGCAGCUGCUAUGCCCAGAGCACAGUGAGGGGGCCAGACAUCUGGAGGAGGCUCGCUGUGCAGUGUGUGAGGGACCAGGGACGCUGUGUGACCUGUUCUUCUGUACCAGCUGUGGGCAUCACUUCCAUGGGGCCUGCCUGGAUACCGCUCUGACUGCCCGUAAACGUGCUGGCUGGCAGUGCCCUGAAUGCAAAGUGUGCCAAGCCUGCAGGAAACCUGGGAAUGACUCUAAGAUGUUGGUGUGUGAGACGUGUGACAAAGGGUAUCACACCUUCUGCCUCAACCCACCCAUGGAGGAACUGCCUGCCCACUCCUGGAAGUGUAAGGCUUGCCGAGUGUGCCGGGUCUGUGCAGCAGGCUCAGCAGAGCUGAACCCCAACUCGGAAUGGUUUGAGAACUACGCACUCUGUCACCGCUGUCACAAAGCCCAGGGAGGUCAGCCUGUUGGUCCUGAUGCUGAGCAGCAUCCCCCUAUCAGUCGCAGAUUCUCAUCCCCAGAACCUGGCGAUACCCCCCUUGAUGAGCCCAAUGCCCUGUACGUUGCAUGCCAAGGGAAGCCAAAGGGUGGGCACCUGACCUCUAUGCAAUCCAAGGACCGGGGCCCCCUGCAAUGUGAAGCCAAACCACUAGGGAGAACAGGGGCCCAACUUGAGCCCCAGUUGGAGGCCCCCCUAAAUGAGGAGAUGCCACUGCUGCCCCCACCUGAGGAGUCGCCCCUGUCCCCACCACCUGAGGAAUUACCCACAUCCCCGCCACCUGAGGCAUCACUCUCGCGCCUGUCCCCGCCGCCUGAGGAGUCACCCCUCUCUCCACCGCCUGAGGAGUCUCCCCUACCUCCCCUACCUGAAUCAUCACCUUCCUCUCCACUGGAGGAGUCACCCUUCUCUCCACCCGAGGAAUCUCCUCCAUCCCCCGAAGCAGAGACCCCCCUGUCCCCACCAUCGGAAUCAUCACCUCUGCCCCCACCAUUAGAGGAGUCUCCUCUGUCCCCCCCACCUGAGGAGUUGCCCACUUCCCCACCGCCUGAAGCAUCUCGCCUAUUCCCACCACCCGACGAGUCACCCAUGUCUCCGCCACCCGAAGACUCACCCACAUCUCCACCACCUGAGGCCUCGCGCCUGUUCCCACCAUUUGAAGAGUCUCCCCUGUCCCCUCCACCCGAGGAGUCUCCUCUCUCCCCACCACCUGAGGCAUCGCGCCUGUCCCCACCUCCUGAGGAUUCGCCCAUGUCCCCACCACCAGAAGACUCACCUAUGUCCCCUCCACCUGAAGUGUCACGCCUUUCUUCCCUGCCUGUGGCAUCUCAUCGAUCUCCGGCACCUGAGGAAUCUCCCCUGUCCCCACCACCUGAGGACUCCCCCACAUCCCCCCCACCCGAGGCUUCGCGCCUGUCCCCACCACCUGAGGACUCCCCCACAUCCCCACCACCUGAGGCUUCGCGCCUGUCCCCGCCACUUGAGGACACCCCCACUCCCCAGCUGCCUGAGGACUCCCCCGCUUCCCCACCACCAGAGGACUUGCCCACGCCCCUGCCGCUGGAAGAGUCACCCCUGUUGCCACUGCCUAAAGAGCUGCGUGCCUGCCCCCGGCCUGAGGAUCCCCAAUUCUUCCUUCGGCCUGAGGAGCCAAGCCUGUCUACUGUGGCUGAGGAGCUGCGCCCGGACCCCCAUCCUGAGGAGCCACCUCCGCCCCUGGCACCUGAGGAGCUGCGCCUGUUGCCAGCACCUGAGGAGUCACAUCUCUCCCCCCGGCCCAAGGAGCCGUGCCUGUCCACUCUCGCUACAGAGCCACACCAGAUCCCCCGGCCUGAGGAGCCAGGCCUGUGCUCUGCCCCUGAAGAACUGCCCUUGUUACCGCCGCCUGAGCAACCACCUUUGUCCCCUGUGCUUGGAGAGCCGGCCCUGUCUGAGCCUGGGGGGCCACCCCUGUCCCCUCUGCCUGAGGAUCUGCCCAUGUCCCCAGCUGGGGAGCCGCCCUUGCCGCCUCCGCUGGUACCACCAGAUCCUCUUCCUCCUCCGCUCUCCCCCAUCAUCACAACUGUGGCCCCGCCGGCCCUGUCUCCUCUGGGGGAGUUAGAGUACCCCUUUGGUGCCAGAGGGGAGAGUGACUCUGAGUCGCCAUUAGCCGCCCCCAUCCUAGAGACACCCAUCAGCCCUCCACCAGAAGCGAAUUGCACUGACCCCGAACCUGUCCCUCCUAUGAUCCUUCCCCCAUCUCCAGGCUCCCCCAUGGGAGGACCAGUCUCACCCAUUCUGAUGGAGCCCCUGCCUCCUCAGUGUUCUCCACUCCUCCAGCGUUCCUCGCCCCUCCAGAGCCCCCCUCUUUCCCAGUGCUCCCCUCCCGCUCCACCACUGUUGAUCCCCUCCCCCCUGAGCCCCGUAGAGAACUCGGUAGAGGUCCCCAGUGAGGCAGGGCCCCAGGACAUGGAGACUGAGAAGGCCCCAGAGCCAGAGUGCCCAGCUUUGGAGCCCAGCCCCACCAGUCCUCUCCCCUCCCCAAUGGAGGACCUCUCCUGCCCUGCCCCCAGCCCAGCCCCAGUGCUGGAUGACCUCUCUGGCUUGGGGGAAGACACAGCCCCUCUGGAGGGGACAGACACUCCUGGUUCACAGCCAGAAGCUGGACAGACCCCUAGCUGUUCGACGGCUUGUGAACUUAAGGGUUCUCCUGUGCUUCUGGACCCUGAGGAGCUGGCCCCUGUGACCCCUAUGGAGGUCUACGGCCCAGAGGGCAAGCCCGCAGGACAGAGCUCCCCCUGUGAGAUGCAGGAGGAGCCGCGGGCCCCCGUGGCACCCACCCCGCCUGCUCUCAUCAAGUCCGACAUCGUCAACGAGAUUUCCAAUCUGAGCCAGGGGGAUGCCAGUGCAAGUUUUCCGGGCUCAGAGCCUCUGCUGGGCUCGCCUGACCCCGAGGGUGGCGGGUCCCUGUCCAUGGAGCUGGGGGUCUCUACAGAUGUUAGCCCCGCCCGAGAUGAGGGUUCCUUGCGGCUCUGCACUGACUCGCUGCCAGAGACGGAUGACUCGCUGUUGUGUGAAGCUGGGACAAAUGUUUGUGGAGGCAAAGCUGAGGGGGACAAGGGGAGGCGGCGCAGUUCCCCCGCACGUUCCCGCAUCAAGCAGGGACGCAGCAGUAGUUUUCCAGGAAGACGCCGGCCACGUGGAGGAGCACAUGGAGGACGUGGGAGAGGACGGGCCCGGCUAAAAUCAACUACUUCUUCCAUUGAGACUCUGGUAGUUGCUGAUAUCGAUAGUUCUCCCAGCAAAGAGGAAGAGGAAGAAGACGACGACACCAUGCAGAACACCGUGGUUCUCUUCUCCAACACUGACAAAUUUGUCCUGAUGCAGGAUAUGUGUGUGGUAUGCGGCAGCUUUGGCCGGGGCGCCGAGGGCCACCUCCUUGCCUGUUCGCAGUGCUCUCAGUGCUACCACCCUUACUGUGUUAACAGCAAGAUCACCAAAGUGAUGCUGCUGAAGGGCUGGCGGUGCGUGGAGUGCAUUGUGUGCGAGGUAUGCGGCCAGGCCUCGGACCCCUCCCGCCUGCUGCUCUGUGACGACUGUGACAUCAGCUACCACACAUACUGCCUGGACCCCCCACUGCUCACCGUGCCCAAAGGUGGCUGGAAGUGCAAGUGGUGUGUCUCCUGUAUGCAGUGUGGGGCUGCUACCCCUGGCUUCCACUGUGAAUGGCAGAAUAGUUAUACACACUGCGGGCCCUGUGCUAGCCUGGUGACCUGCCCCAUCUGUCAUGCCCCAUACGUGGAGGAGGACCUACUCAUCCAGUGCCGCCACUGUGAACGGUGGAUGCACGCUGGCUGUGAGAGCCUCUUCACAGAGGAGGAGGUGGAGCAGGCUGCAGAUGAGGGCUUUGACUGUGUCUCCUGCCAGCCCUACGUGGUAAAGCCUGUGGCUCCUGUUGCUCCUCCAGAGCUGGUGCCUAUGAAGGUGAAAGAGCCAGAGCCUCAGUAUUUUCGCUUCGAGGGUGUGUGGCUGACGGAAACUGGCAUGGCUGUACUGCGCAACCUGACCAUGUCCCCCCUGCACAAGCGGCGCCAGCGGCGGGGGCGGCCUGGCCUGCCAGGCGAGGUGGGGCUGGACGGUUCUGAGCCCUCGGAUGCCAUUGGCCCCGAUGACAAGAAGGAUGGAGACCUGGACACGGAUGAGCUGAUCAAGGGUGAAGGGGGGGUGGAACACAUGGAGUGCGAGAUUAAACUGGAGGGCCCCGCCAGCCCGGAUGUAGAGCCCGGCAAGGAGGAGACUGAGGAAAGCAAAAAGCGCAAGCGCAAACCAUACCGACCUGGCAUCGGUGGCUUCAUGGUGCGACAGCGGAAGUCCCAUACACGUAUGAAAAAGGGGCCUGCGGCCCAGGCGGAGGUGUUGAGUGGUGAUGGGCAGCCGGACGAGGUGAUCCCGGCCGACCUGCCUGCAGAGGGCACCGUGGAGCAGAGCUUGGCUGAUGGGGAUGAGAAGAAGAAGCAGCAGCGCCGUGGACGCAAGAAGAGCAAGCUCGAGGACAUGUUCCCUGCCUACCUGCAGGAGGCCUUCUUUGGGAAGGAGCUGCUGGACCUGAGCCGGAAGGCCCUCUUUGCAGUUGGGGUGAGCCGGCCAGGAUUUGGACUGGGAACCCCCAAAGCCAAAGGGGAUGGGGGCCCAGAAAGGAAGGAGCCCCCCACCUUGCAGAAAGGAGAUGAUGGUCCAGACGUUGCAGAUGAAGAAUCCCGUGGCCUUGAGGGCAAGGCUGAUACACCAGGACCCGAGGAUGGGGGCGUAAAGGCAUCCCCAGUGCCCAGUGACCCUGAGAAGCCAGGCACCCCGGGUGAAGGGAUGCUUAGCUCUGAUUUAGACAGGAUCCCCACAGAAGAACUGCCCAAGAUAGAAUCCAAGGACCUGCAGCAGCUCUUCAAGGAUGUUCUGGGUUCAGAACGAGAGCAGCACCUGGCCUGUGGGACCCCUGGCCUGGAUGGCAGCCGCACCCCGCUGCAGAGACCCUUUCUCCAAGGAGGACUCCCUUUGGGCAAUCUCCCUUCCAACAGCCCAAUGGAUUCCUACCCUGGCCUCUGCCAGUCCCCAUUUUUGGAUAGUAGGGAGCGCGGGGGCUUCUUCAGCCCGGAACCCGGGGAGCCAGACAGCCCAUGGACGGGUUCAGGGGGCACCACGCCCUCUACCCCCACCACCCCCACCACAGAAGGUGAGGGCGACGGGCUCUCCUACAACCAGCGGAGUCUUCAGCGCUGGGAGAAAGACGAGGAGUUGGGCCAGCUCUCCACCAUCUCGCCUGUGCUCUAUGCCAACAUUAACUUUCCCAAUCUGAAGCAAGAUUACCCAGACUGGUCAAGCCGGUGUAAACAGAUCAUGAAGCUCUGGAGGAAGGUUCCAGCUGCUGACAAAGCUCCCUACCUGCAAAAGGCCAAAGAUAACCGGGCGGCUCACCGCAUUAACAAGGUGCAGAAGCAGGCUGAGAGCCAGAUCAACAAGCAGACCAACAAGGUGGGCGACAUAGCCCGCAAGACUGACCGACCGGCCCUACAUCUCCGCAUUCCCCCUCAGCCUGGGGCACUGGGCAGUCCGCCCCCCGCUGCUGCCCCCACCAUUUUCAUUGGCAGUCCCACUACCCCCGCCGGCUUGUCUACCUCUGCGGACGGGUUUCUGAAGCCACCGGCAGGCACUGUGCCCGGCCCCGACUCGCCCGGUGAGCUCUUCCUCAAGCUCCCGCCCCAGGUGCCCGCCCAAGUGCCUUCGCAGGACCCCUUUGGACUGACCCCCGCCUACACCCUGGAGCCCCGCUUCCCCACGGCACCACCUGCCUACCCCCCCUAUCCCAGCCCGACUGGGGCUCCUGCACAGCCCCCGACGAUGGGCGCCUCAUCUCGUGCUGGGGCUGGACAGCCAGGGGAAUUCCAAACGACUCCACCCGGCACCCCCCGGCACCAGCCUUCCACACCUGACCCCUUCCUCAAACCCCGCUGUCCCUCACUGGACAGCCUGCCCGUGCCUGAGAGCCCAGGGGGAGGGGCAGGGGGAGGCAAGGCUUCUGAGUCCCUGCUCUCACCCCCACCUUUCACGGAGACCCGGAAGGCUCUGGAGGUGAAGAAGGAAGAGCUUGGGGGCACCUCUCCUAGCUAUGGGCCCCCAAACCUGGCCUUUGUUGACUCACCCUCCUCAGGCCCCCACCUAGGUGGCCUGGAGUUAAAGGCGCCUGAUGUCUUCAAAGCCCCUCUCACCCCUCGGGCAUCUCAGGUAGAGCCCCAGAGCCCAGGCUUGGGCCUGCGGCCCCAGGAGCCGUCCCCUGCCCAGGCUCUGGCCCCUUCUCCCCCCAGCCACCCAGAUAUCUUCCGUCCUGGCCCUUACCCUGACCCGUAUGCCCAGCACCCCCUGACGCCUCGGCCCCAGCCACCACCCCCUGAGAGCUGCUGUGCCCUGCCCCCGCGCUCGUUGCCCUCUGACCCUUUCUCCCGAGUUCCCGCCAGUCCUCAGUCCCAGUCCAGCUCCCAGUCUCCACUGACACCCCGCCCCUUGUCUGCUGAGGCUUUCUGCCCCUCUCCCGUUACCCCUCGCUUCCAGUCCCCUGACCCCUAUUCUCGCCCACCCUCACGCCCUCAGUCCCGAGACCCAUUUGCCCCGUUGCAUAAGCCGCCCCGGCCCCAGCCCCCUGAAGUUGCCUUCAAGGCUGGGCCUCUAGCCCACACUCCGCUGGGGGCUGGGGGCUUCCCAGCAGCCCUGCCCUCAGGGCCGGCAGGUGAGCUCCAUGCCAAGGUCCCAAGUGGGCAGCCCCCUAACUUUGCCCGGUCCCCUGGGACAGGUGCAUUUGUGGGCACCCCCUCUCCCAUGCGAUUUACUUUCCCUCAGGCAGUAGGGGAGUCUUCCCUAAAGCCCCCUGCCCCUCAGUCUGGCCUCCCUCCACCCCCCCAUGGGAUCAAUAGCCAUUUGGGGCCUGGAACCACCUUGGGCAAGCCCCAAAGCACAAACUACGCCGCAGCCACAGGGAACUUUCACCCGUCAGGCAGCCCCCUGGCGCCCAGCAGUGGGUGCACAGGAGAGGGCUAUGGGCUGGCCCCACUCCGACCCCCAUCCGUCCUGCCACCACCGGCACCAGACGGACCCCUCCCCUACCUGUCUCACGGAGCCUCGCAGCGGGCAGGGAUCACCUCUCCAGCCGAGAAGCGAGAAGACCCAGGGGCUGGAAUGGGCAGCUCCGUAGCGGCACCUGAACUCCCAGGUGCCCAGGAUUCAGGCAUGCCCAGCCUCAGCCAGACAGAGCUGGAGAAGCAACGGCAGCGCCAGCGGCUACGGGAGCUGCUGAUUCGGCAGCAGAUCCAGCGCAACACCCUGCGGCAGGAGAAGGAAACAGCUGCGGCAGCUGCAGGGGCAGUGGGGCCCCCAGGCAACUGGGGCGCUGAGCCCAACAGCCCUGCCUUUGAGCAGCUGAGUCGAGGCCAGACUCCCUUCACUGGGGCCCAGGACAAGAGCAGCCUUGUGGGACUGCCCCAGAGCAAGCUGGUUGGGCCUGUCCUGGGGCCAGGGGCCUUCCCCAGUGAUGACCGGCUCUCCCGGCCACCUCCACCAGCCACCCCUUCCUCUAUGGAUGUGAGCAGCCGACAACUGGUGGGAGGAUCCCAGGCCUUCUAUCAGCGAGCGCCCUAUCCUGGGCCCCUACCCUUGCAACAGCAGCAGCAGCAACUGUGGCAGCAGCAGCAAGCAACAGCAGCCACCUCCAUGCGACUUGCAAUGUCCACUCGCUUUCCGUCAGCUCCCGGGCCUGAACUUGGCCGCCAAGCCCUAGGUUCUUCCCCCUUGACAGGACUUCCCACCCGCUUUCCUGGACCUGGUGACCCAGUGCCUGGUCCACCCGGUCCCGCCCAGUUCAUUGAGUUGCGGCACAAUGUGCAAAAAGGACUAGGCCCUGGGGGUCCUCCAUUUCCUGGCCAAGGCCCUCCUCAAAGACCCCGUUUUUACGCUGUAAGUGAGGAUCCCCACCGACUGGUCCCGGAAGGACUUCGAGGCCUGGCAGCAUCAGGGCUUCCUCCCCAGAAACCCUCAGCCCCGCCAGCCACUGAAUUGAGCAACAGCCUCCAUCCCACGCCCCACACCAAGGGCCCCCCUCUGUCCACAAGCUUGGAGCUGGUCAGCCGGCCCCCUUCGAGCACUGAACUUAGCCGCCCCCCUCCUCUGGCCCUGGAAGCUGGAAAGCUACCCUGUGAGGAUUCUGAGCUGGAUGAUGACUUCGAUGCCCACAAGGCCUUAGAGGAUGAUGAGGAGCUUGCUCACCUAGGCCUGGGAGUGGACGUAGCCAAGGGUGAUGAUGAGCUGGGCACCCUGGAACACCUGGAGACGAACGACCCCCACCUAGACGACCUGCUCAACGGAGGCGAGUUUGACCUCCUGGCCUACACUGACCCUGAGCUGGACACGGGGGACAAGAAGGACAUUUUCAAUGAGCAUCUGAGGCUAGUGGAGUCUGCCAAUGAAAAGGCUGAGCGAGAGGCCCUGCUGCGGGGGGUGGAGCCAGGACCCUUGUGCCCCGAGGAGCGUCCUGCCCCUCCCCCUGAUGCCUCUGAGUCUCGCCUGGCACCAGGGCUCCCUGAAGUGAAGACUAAGGUGGAGGAAGGUGGGCGCCACCCUUCCCCUUGCCAGUUCACCAUCACCACCCCAAAGGUUGAGCCAGCACCUGUCCCAGCUCCUCUGGGUCCGGGGCUGAAGCCAGGACAGAAUGUGAUAAGCAGCCGGGACACAAGGAUAGCUGCAGGCCCCUUUCCCAGCAGUGGGCACCCAAGUGAAAAGGGCCCCUUUGGGGCCACAGGAGGACCACCAGCCCACCUACUGGCCCCCAGCCCAUUGAGUGGCCCAGGAGGGUCCUCCCUGCUGGAAAAGUUUGAGCUGGAGAGUGGGAGCCUGGCUCUGCCUGGUGGACACACAGCAUCGGGGGAUGAGCUGGACAAAAUGGAGAGCUCCCUGGUGGCCAGUGAGCUGCCCCUGCUCAUUGAGGACCUUUUGGAGCAUGAGAAGAAGGAACUGCAGAAGAAGCAGCAGCUUUCGGCACAGCUGCAGCCUGCCCAGCAGCAACAGCAGCAGGAGCAGCAGCAGCAGCAGCAGCAUUCUCUCCUGUCCACAUCUGCCACAGCCCAGGCCAUGCCUUUACCACAUGAGGGCUCUUCUCCCAAUUUGGCUGGACCCCAACAGCAGCUUGCCCUUGGUCUUGGAGGCACACGACAGCCAGGCUUGGCCCAGCCACUGAUGCCCACCCAGCCAUCACCUCAUGCCCUCCCACAGCGCCUGGCCCCCUCCAUGGCCAUGGUGUCCAACCAAGGGCAUAUGCUAAGUGGACAGCAUGGAGGGCAAGCAGGAUUGGUAUCCCAGCAAAACCCACAGUCAGUGCUGACCCAGAAGCCCAUGAGCACUGUGCCACCUUCCAUGUGCAUGAAGCCCCAGCAGCUGGCAAUGCAGCAGCAGCUGGCCAACAGCUUCUUCCCAGACACAGACCUAGACAAAUUUGCUGCAGAAGAUAUUAUUGAUCCGAUUGCAAAAGCCAAAAUGGUGGCUUUGAAAGGCAUCAAGAAAGUGAUGGCGCAGGGCAGCAUUGGAGUGGCCCCGGGUAUGAACAGGCAGCAAGUGUCACUGCUAGCCCAGCGACUCUCAGGGGGUCCUGGCAAUGACCUGCAGAACCAUGUGGCAGCUGGGAGUGGCCAAGAGCGCAGUGCCAGUGAUCCCUCCCAGCCUCGUCCCAACCCACCCACGUUUGCUCAGGGGGUGAUCAAUGAGGCUGACCAGCGGCAGUAUGAAGAGUGGCUGUUCCACACCCAACAGCUCCUACAGAUGCAGCUGAAGGUGCUAGAGGAGCAGAUUGGCGUACACCGCAAGUCCCGGAAGGCUCUGUGCGCCAAGCAGCGCACCGCCAAAAAGGCUGGCCGGGAGUUUCCAGAGGCUGAUGCUGAGAAGCUCAAGCUGGUCACCGAGCAGCAAAGCAAGAUCCAGAAACAGCUGGACCAGGUUCGAAAGCAACAGAAGGAGCACACUAAUCUCAUGGCCGAGUACCGGAAUAAGCAGCAGCAGCAACAGCAGCAGCAGCAACUGUGGCAGCAGCAGCAACAACAGCACAAUGCCGUGCUGGCCCUCAGCCCUUCUCAGAGUCCCCGGCUACUCACCAAGCUUCCUGGUCAGCUGCUCCCAGGCCAUGGGCUGCAGCCACCUCAGGGACCCCUGGGUGGACAAGGUGGUGGUCUUCGCCUGCCCCCUGGGGGCAUGGCGCUACCUGGACAACCAGGGGGCCCUUUUCUCAACUCAGCCCUGGCGCAGCAGCAGCAGCAGCAACACUCUGGUGGGGCUGGUGCCCUGGCUGGUCCCUCUGGUGGCUUCUUCCCUGGCAACCUUGCUCUUCGGGGCCUGGGACCUGAUUCAAGGCUCUUACAGGAAAGGCAGCUGCAGCUUCAGCAGCAGCGCAUGCAGCUGGCCCAGAAACUGCAGCAGCAGCAGCAACAGCAGCACCUUCUAGGACAGGCCCAGCAACAGCAGCAGCAGCAACAACAGGGCCCAGGGGCACAGACAAAUCAGGCCCUGGGUCCUAAGACCCCAGGACUUCCUAAUAGCCACCAGGGCCUCUUGGUCCAACAGCUGUCUCCUCAGCCACCCCAGGGACCCCAGGGCAUGCUGGGCCCUGCCCAGGUGGCAGUGUUGCAGCACCAGCAGCAGCAGCAUCCUGGAGCUUUGGCCCCUCAGGGCCCUCACAGACAGGUACUUCUGACCCAGCCUCGGAUGCUGAGUUCUCCCCAGCUGUCACAGCAGGGUCAAGGCCUUAUGGGACACCGACUGGUCACAUCCCAGCAACACCAACAGCAGGGGCCCAUGGCAGGGCUCUCACAUCUUCAGCAGGGUCUGAUGCCACAUAGCGGGCAGCACAAACUGAGCACACAGCCCAUGGGCUCCCUACAGCAGCAGCAGCUUCAGCAACACCAGUUUCAGCAGCAACAACUGCAACAACAGCAGCUACAACAGCAGCAACUACAGCAACAGCAGCAGCAGCAGCAGCAGCAGCUUCAACUACAGCAACAACAGAUACAACAGCAGCAGCAACUACAGCAACAGCAGCAGCAGCAGCAGCAGCAGCAGCAGCAGCAGGUGCAGCAGCAGCAACUUCAGCAGCAGCAGGUGCAGCAACAGCAAUUUCAACAGCAGCAGCAGAUGAGCCUCUUGAACCAGAGUCGAACUUUAUUGUCUCCUCAACAGCAGCAACAGCAGGCGACACUAGGCCCUGGCAUGCCAGCCAAGCCUCUUCAACACUAUUCGAGCCCUGGAGCCCUGGGCCCACCCCUCCUCCUGACUAGCAAGGAACAAGGCAUUGUAGAGACGGCUCUACCUCCAGAGGUCACUGAGGGACCCUCAACACAUCAGGGAGGCCCAUUGACAGCAGGGACUACACCCGAAUCCGUGGCCGCUGAACCAGGAGAAAUAAAGCCCCCACUCUCUGGUGACUCUCAAGUCCUGCUUGUCCAACCCCAGGCCCAGCCUCAGCCCAACUCUCUGCAGUUCCAGCCCCCCCUGAGGCUCCCAGGACAGCAGCGGCAGCAAGUGAACUUACUCCACACAGCAGGUGGUGGAAGUCACGGGCAGCUAGGCAGCGGAGCAGCUGAGGCGGCCUCCUCUGUGCCCCACCUGCUGUCCCAACCCUCUGUUUCCUUAGGGGAGCAGCAGAAUUUUCUGGGUCCCCAACAUACCCUUGGGCUAGAGAGGCCCAUGCAAAGUAACAUAGGGCCACUGCCGCCCAAACCAGGACCUGUCCCUCAGGGUGGGGCAGGAGCCAUGCCUACAGUGGGUCAGCUUCGAGCACAGCUCCAGGGAGUUCUGGCCAAAAACCCACAGCUGCGCCAUUUGAGUCCCCAGCAGCAGCAGCAGCUACAAGCGCUUCUUAUGCAGCGCCAGUUGCAGCAGAGCCAGGCUGUGCGCCAGGCCCCACCCUACCAGGAGCCGGGGACCCAGCCCUCUCCCCUCCAGGGCCUCCUAGGCCGCCAACCCCAGCUUGGGAGCUUCCCUGGAUCCCAAGCAGGCCCUCUCCAGGAGCUAGGGGCAGGGCCUCGACCUCAGGGCCCACCCCGGCUCCCUGCCCCACAAGGAGCCUUAUCAGCAGGGCCAGUCCUCGGCCCUGUCCAUCCCACACCACCACCUUCCAGCCCCCAAGAGCCAAAGAAACCUUCCCCACAAUUACCUGCCCCCAGCCCCCAGCUCCCCUCUGAGGGCCAGCUCACACCUACCCAGCCAGGGACCCCAAAGCCCCAGGGGCCACCCUUGGAGCUGCCUUCUGGGAGAGUCUCACCUGCUGCUGCCCAGCUUGCGGACGCCUUCUUUGGCAAGGGGCUGGGACCUUGGGACCCCCCAGACAACCUAACAGAAAUGCAGAAGCCAGAACAGAGCAACCUGGGCCCUGGGCAUCUGGAGCAGGUGAACGGGCAGGCAGUGCCCGAGCCACCCCAUCUCAGCAUUAAGCAGGAGCCUCGGGAAGAGCCUUGCGCCCUGGGGGCCCAGGCAGUGAAGAGGGAAGCCAAUGGGGAACCACUUGGGGCACCAAGUACCAGCAACCACCUCCUACUGGCGGGCCCCCGCUCAGAGGCCGGACACCUGCUCUUGCAGAAGCUUCUGCGGGCCAAGAAUGUACAGCUCGGCACUGGGCGAGGGCCAGAGGGGCUGCGAGCUGAAAUCAACGGGCACAUUGACAGCAAGCUGGCUGGGCUGGAGCAGAAACUACAGGGUACCCCCAGCAAUAAGGAGGAUGCCGCAGCAAGGAAGCCAUUGACCCCGAAGCCCAAGCGAGUACAGAAGGCAAGCGACAGGUUGGUGAGCUCCCGAAAGAAGCUGCGGAAGGAGGACGGGGUCAGGGCCAGCGAGGCCUUGCUGAAACAGCUGAAACAGGAGCUGUCCCUGCUGCCCCUAACGGAGCCUACCAUCACCGCCAAUUUUAGCCUCUUUGCCCCCUUUGGCAGUGGCUCUCGACUCAGUGGGCAGAGCCAGCUGAGGGGGGCCUUUGGGAGUGGGGCGCUGCCUACUGGCCCUGACUACUAUUCCCAGCUGCUUACCAAGAAUAACCUGAGUAACCCGCCGACACCACCCUCGUCGCUGCCCCCCACCCCACCCCCAUCGGUGCAGCAGAAGAUGGUGAAUGGAGUCACCCCAUCUGAAGAGCUGGGGGAGCACCCCAAGGAUGCCGCCUCUGCCCGAGACACUGAAGGGGCAUUGAAGGAUGUUUCCGAGGUGAAGAGUCUGGACUUGCUGGCCGCCUUGCCCACACCACCUCACAACCAGACCGAGGAUGUCAGGAUGGAGAGUGACGAGGACAGCGAUUCUCCUGACAGCAUAGUGCCAGCUUCAUCCCCUGAGAGCAUCCUAGGAGAGGAGGCGCCUCGUUUCCCUCAUCUGGGCUCUUGCCGAUGGGAGCAAGAUGACCGGGCCCUGUCCCCAGUCAUCCCCAUCAUUCCUCGGGCCAGCAUCCCAACCUUCCCAGAUGCCAAACCGUAUGGGACCCUGGACCUGGAGGCCCCUGGGAAACUGCCUGCCACAACCUGGGAGAAGGGCAAAGGAAGUGAGGUGUCGGUCAUGCUGACGGUCUCUGCUGCUGCAGCCAAGAACCUGAACGGUGUGAUGGUGGCAGUGGCGGAGCUGCUAAGCAUGAAGAUCCCCAACUCAUAUGAAGUGCUAUUCCCAGAAAGCCCUGCGCGGGCGAGCCUUGAGCCUAAAAGGGGGGGAGUUGAGGCUCCUGGUGGGAAAGAAAAAGGUCUGGGUGGCAAGAGCCCAGAAGCCGGCCCGGAUUGGCUAAAGCAGUUGGAUGCAGUGUUGCCGGGCUAUACCCUCAAGAGUCAGCUAGACAUCCUGAGCCUCCUGAAACAGGAGAGCCCCGUGCCAGAGCCACCCAGCCAGCACAGCUACACCUACAACGUCUCCAAUCUGGAUGUGCGACAGCUGUCAGCCCCACCUCCUGAAGAACCCUCCCCACCCCCUUCUCCCAUGGCCCCCUCUCCUGCCAGCCCCCUUGCAGAACCCCUGGCUGAACUCCCAGCCGAACCCUUGGCUGAGCCCCCUGUCCCCUCUCCUCUGCCACCGGCCUCGUCCCCAGAGUCUGCCCGGCCCAAGCCCCGAGCCCGGCCCCCAGAUGAAGGGGAGGAUUCCCGCCCUCCUCGCCUCAAAAAGUGGAAGGGGGUGCGCUGGAAGCGGCUGCGGCUGCUGCUGACCAUCCAGAAGGGCAGUGCAAGGCAGGAGGAUGAGCGGGAAGUGGCGGAGUUCAUGGAGCAGCUGGGCACUGCCCUGCGGCCCGACAAGGUGCCUCGAGACAUGCGGCGCUGCUGCUUCUGCCAUGAGGAGGGCGAUGGGGCCACUGAUGGGCCGGCCCGCUUGCUGAACCUGGACCUGGACCUCUGGGUGCACCUCAACUGUGCCCUGUGGUCCACUGAGGUGUACGAGACCCAAGGCGGGGCACUGAUGAACGUGGAGGUCGCCCUGCACCGGGGGCUGCUAACCAAGUGUUCCCUAUGCCAGCGCACUGGGGCCACCAGCAGCUGCAAUCGAAUGCGUUGCCCCAACGUCUAUCAUUUUGCUUGUGCCAUCCGCGCCAAGUGCAUGUUCUUCAAGGAUAAGACCAUGCUGUGUCCGAUGCAUAAGAUCAAGGGGCCCUGCGAGCAGGAGCUGAGCUCUUUCGCAGUCUUCCGGAGGGUCUACAUCGAGCGGGAUGAAGUGAAGCAGAUUGCCAGCAUCAUCCAGCGGGGAGAGCGGCUGCACAUGUUCCGUGUCGGGGGGCUUGUGUUCCAUGCCAUCGGACAGCUGCUGCCCCACCAGAUGGCUGACUUCCACAGUGCCACCGCUCUCUACCCUGUGGGCUACGAGGCCACGCGCGUCUACUGGAGCCUCCGCACCAACAACCGCCGCUGCUGCUACCGCUGCUCCAUCGGCGAGAACAACGGGCGGCCGGAGUUCAUCAUCAAAGUCAUGGAGCAGGGCCUGGAGGACCUGGUCUUCACCGAUGCCUCCCCCCAGGCGGUGUGGAAUCGCAUCAUCGAGCCCGUGGCUGCCAUGCGAAAAGAGGCUGACAUGCUGAGGCUCUUCCCAGAGUACCUGAAGGGCGAGGAGCUCUUCGGGCUGACGGUGCAUGCCGUGCUUCGCAUAGCUGAAUCACUGCCUGGGGUGGAGAGCUGUCAAAACUAUUUAUUCCGCUAUGGGCGCCACCCCCUGAUGGAGCUGCCACUCAUGAUCAAUCCCACUGGCUGUGCCCGAUCGGAGCCUAAAAUCCUCACACACUACAAACGGCCCCACACCCUGAACAGCACCAGCAUGUCCAAGGCCUACCAGAGCACCUUCACAGGCGAGAGCAGCACCCCAUACAGCAAGCAGUUCGUGCACUCCAAGUCAUCCCAAUACCGGCGCCUGCGUACCGAGUGGAAGAACAACGUCUACCUGGCUCGCUCCCGGAUCCAGGGCUUGGGGCUUUAUGCUGCCAAGGACCUAGAGAAGCACACAAUGGUCAUCGAGUACAUCGGCACCAUCAUCCGCAACGAGGUGGCCAACCGGCGGGAGAAAAUCUAUGAAGAGCAGAACCGAGGCAUCUACAUGUUCCGGAUAAACAAUGAGCACGUGAUUGAUGCGACCUUGACUGGAGGCCCGGCCAGGUACAUUAACCAUUCCUGUGCCCCUAAUUGUGUGGCCGAAGUUGUGACGUUUGACAAAGAGGACAAAAUCAUCAUCAUCUCCAGCCGGCGAAUCCCCAAAGGAGAGGAGCUGACCUAUGACUAUCAGUUUGACUUUGAGGACGAUCAGCACAAGAUCCCCUGUCACUGUGGAGCCUGGAAUUGUCGGAAAUGGAUGAACUAAGAAGCUUUGAGGCUACCAGGCAGGGGAGGCCCCCCAUCCCCCACCUCUUCCCUGAAAGGGACGAGGGGGAAGAGCGGUAGCAGCCAGAGCCAGGACCCAGGGCUGGGGCUGCUGGCUGACCGGAGCCCCUGGAGCAGGAGGCUGGGGCAGAGGGCCCUAGGCCAAGCCCACCCUGGGCACCAGGGACAACCCUCUUCCCCGCCACCAGCCCCUCGGCUGGCAUCUCUGCCCCCAGCUCCAGGAGGGGCCGGACAGAAGCAGCCACUGGGCAUCUCAGGUUUGAGGGGGAUACGGGCCGGGAACUACCCAGAAGCGUCUGGGAGGCAGCAGGGAGGGGGAGGAGGAUGUGUGGUUGGGCCUCACAGCCCUGCUGCUCCCACCGACCUCUCCGGCCCAACUCAUGGCUGCAAAGAGACUUGACUAAGCUUGACAAUCCCAAAGGCUGGGUCCCACACCUGGCCCUGCCUGCCGGGUCCUGCCCCCACCCUCACCCCUCUCCCCUUCCCUCUUGAUCUGUCUCUGUCUCCCUCUUCUCCUCUGUGUUUCCGUCUCUCUGUGGGUUGUGUUUCCUUGUUUUCCACUCUGACAAAUGCAACAUGAACGGGAAAGAGGUGCCCAGCUGCCCACGAGGGCAAGCCAGGCAAGCCGGGCAAGGAGACCCCGCACCCACACCUACCUCAUUUAAGUGUUGGAUUUUUUGCUGUUUUGAAAUGUGAGACCCUCUCCAAGCCCCCUACUGCCCCAACCCUCUCCCCCACCUCACUGCCCUCUUCUGAGUGGGUGGAAGGGCGGGUCAGAAGAGGAAGAAAAAAACAACAACAAAAAACUCAUCUUUGUUUUUAAUUCUGGGCAUGGGGUGGUGGCUGUGGCUGAGGAAGAGGAAGACUGGGGAUGGCUGGCCCCUGGUUGCUCUAGGACUUCCUUCUCCUUCUGCACAUGGGGGCAGGAGGGCUGUGCUAACCUAGGACCAGGUUGUCUCUCCCAUUAAUUCAGCCCCAUCAUGAGCCCAUUUGCCCUCUAACCCCUGGAUGGGGCGGGCGGGCGGGGCCAGGGUGAGGGCUGUCCCUGAGUGGCAUGCCCGUACCCAGUGAGGCAGGGUGUGGCCCGGAGCUCCCACCUUUCCCUCAGUCACCAAACUGCUGCUGGU
Molecule: messenger RNA, 17811 nt
Organism: Echinops telfairi (small Madagascar hedgehog)
Lineage: Eukaryota; Metazoa; Chordata; Mammalia; Afrosoricida; Tenrecidae
Gene: KMT2D
Product: lysine methyltransferase 2D
Exons: 57
Coding region: 207-16664 (5485 amino acids)
Biological process (GO): positive regulation of transcription by RNA polymerase II
Cellular component (GO): MLL3/4 complex; nucleus
Molecular function (GO): transcription coactivator activity; histone H3K4 methyltransferase activity; histone binding
Source: RefSeq, a predicted model, not a curated record